Messenger RNA from Fusarium sp. VM40, 1074 nucleotides. The record is from the annotation of a GenBank genome assembly. NCBI's taxonomy places the organism in Eukaryota, Fungi, Ascomycota, Sordariomycetes, Hypocreales, Nectriaceae.
AUGGUAGCUCUGUACAAUCCGACCCAAGAGGGUUCUAAUCUAGAUAUCCUUGACAAUGACAAUCGAAAUACCCUGGAUCGAGCAGUGAGAAAUGUUUUGGGCACAGAACCAGCUGAGCGCGCAUACGCCCAGAUUCUCGAUGGCUUGCCCACUGAGCAGUCACUCAGGGACAGCCAGGACUAUGUAAAAGACCACCCCGUUCACAGCACUGAGCAUAGCGAGAUCUGCCCUGGAUACAAAGAAAAAGCUCGCGAGUUCAGAAAUGGCUUCGACCUUUCUCAAUUACAGUUCGAAUCCAAGACACUGGCGCAUUUCCAAAAUACAGUUUCGGGCUCAGAACAAUUCCAUCUUCGUUUGAUAGAGCUUGUCGUCACAGCGUGUCACCAAAUUGGUGCCUACCUCUUCGAGCUUGACGAAGGCGCACACAAACACAAAUUUUACCAAGACUGGAGGGAGAAGGUGUUGUAUGAGAAAGAAAGCGGUGUACAGUCACUCAGAUUCUACGAUCCUCCACCUAUCGCCUUUUGCCACAAAGUAUAUCGGUAUUCUGAGCAAUAUCCGAGAGGAGUUGCCGAUGUGGCUGGUUAUUGGGCCGAAUCGAAGAUUUUUGGCGGUGUCUUUGUGUUUGACCGGGGCGAGGGUGAAGAAGACUGUAAAGCUUUGUGGAUUCAUGGAGAUUUGGUCAGAGGUCCAGAGACUCUCUAUCCGCCAACCAAAGAACAGUUUGACGCCCUAAUAGCAUUUCUCGCUAUGCCGGUGGAAGAAGACAAAGUAUGCCCAUUCCCAAUCCACGGAACACGCAUCAAUCGACCACGUUGGCAUCCUUAUCAUGCUUUCGCAUAUCACCAUAUCUUCCGCGAUAGGUAUGAAAGGAAGCUUCCGCCACAUCCGCCGCAAGUGGGAUGUGUUGGAGAAGGAAUCGACUGGCCAGAGCUCAACGAUAGGAGGAUUCUUUUGCUAGGGGGAUUUUCUGACUCUGGUGUUGGUGAAGAAGAGUAUGCGGCCGCGGAAGAGAGGAUAUGCAAUAUCACGCCGUCUUCACCACUGUGGACAUCAUUUGGGAACGGUUCUUGA